Symphalangus syndactylus (siamang) is the source of this 2759-nucleotide messenger RNA. RefSeq names its product zinc finger B-box domain containing (gene ZBBX). Lineage: Eukaryota; Metazoa; Chordata; Mammalia; Primates; Hylobatidae. The record is from RefSeq and is a predicted model, not a curated record.
UGCCUGCGUGUUCACAUGCACCCACUUCCUUCUUGAAGUCUACUCCUCACAAGUAAAGGCUAUGGUGCGGGGUGCCUGAUUCCUGAGAAAUCUGAAGAUGUGGAAGUUUAUUUUUUCUUCCCAAAAUCAGCAGUAGAGGAACUCAGAAGUGUUUACAAAUCAGAAUAACUUUUAGACAAUAUUAAGGUGGUAAUCAUGAACACAAAAGAUUUUGUAGUUCUUCCAUGGGGAAAACCUGGAAAUUCUGUAAAGCUAAAAUAUAGAAAUGCUCAAGAACUGAGAAUGCAGAAAGUACAGUUAGAGUUUGAGAACCAAGAGAUGGAGAAGAAACUGCAAGAAUUCCGAUCCACAAGAAGCAAAGAAAAGGAAGAAAGAGAGUCAAGCGAAUAUUACUGGAAAUCUGGAAAAGUGGGCAAAUUGGGCAAUCAAUCAUAUAUGAUGUCACAAAAUAAAGGAAAUGUUGUUAAGUUUUCUGCUGGAAAAGUGAAAUUAAAAUUGCUGAAGGAACAGAUUCAAGAGCCAGUGAAACCAAAAGUUAAUUAUAAAAUGGCAAAUUCUUCAGAAUGUGAAAAACCCAAGAUAAAUGGGAAAGUUUGUGGACAGUGUGAGAACAAAGCUGCUCUACUGGUAUGCCUUGAAUGUGGAGAAGAUUAUUGUUCAGGAUGCUUUGCUAAAAUUCACCAGAAAGGGGCACUAAAGCUCCACAGAACAACUCUUUUGCAGGAAAAAUCUCAAAUAUUAUUCAGUGUAUUGGAUGUUGCCCAUCAGUUUAUAAAGGAUGUUAAUCCAGAUGAACCCAAAGAGGAAAAUAAUUCUACAAAGGAAACCAGUAAAAUUCAGCAUAAACCCAAAUCUGUACUUCUCCAAAGGAGCAGCUCUGAGGUAGAAAUUACAAUGACGAAAAGAGCAGAAUGUACAAAACCAAGAGAGAGUCUGUUGUGUGAAGGGACAUUCGAUGAGGAAGCUUCUGCACAGUCCUUUCAGGAAGUGUUAAGUCAAUGGAGAACCGGAAAUCAUGAUGACAACAAGAAACAGAAUUUAUACGCAGCAGUAAAAGAUUCAUUGGAAGAAUGUGAAGUACAGACUAAUCUGAAAAUUUGGAGAGAACCACUUAAUAUUGAACUUAAAGAAGACAUUCUAUCCUAUAUGGAAAAAUUAUGGCUUAAAAAACACAGGAGAACUCCACAGGAGCAAGUUUUUAACCUGCUACCAGAUACAUUCCCAUAUCCAUGUGAAACCACUGGUGAUGCACAGUGUUCUCAAAAUGAAAACGAUGAAGAUAGUGAUGGUGAGGAGACCAAAGUACAACACACAGCUCUUUUAUUGCCAGUAGAAACAUUAAACAUAGACAGACCUGAACCAUCUCUAAAGAUAGUCGAACUGGAUGAUACUUAUGAAGAGGAAUUUGAAGAACCAGAAAAUAUUGUGCCUUACAAAGUUGAAUUACCUGAUGCAGACAGUCAACAAAGUUGUGCUUUUCAUGAUUAUCAGAAGAAUAACUUUCCAUAUGAAAAUGGCAUCCAUCAACAUCAUGUUUUCAAUAAGGGAAAGAGAGACUUCUUAAAUCUUUGUCUGAGAAACAGCUCUACUUAUUAUAAAGAUAAUUCAAAAGCAGAAACUUCAAACACAGAUUUUGACAACAUUGUGGAUACUGAUGUGUAUUCUCCUGACAUUGAAAAAAUUGAGGAAAGCACCUCCUUUGAAAGAAAUUUAAAAGAGAAAAGUAUAGGUUUAGAAAGUAAUCAAAAGUCUGAUGAGUCCUGUAUAUCACUUGAAAGCAAGGACACUUUGCUAAGUAUAGAUUUAGAAAAAGCUCCCAUUGAGGAGAAAUUAUCUCAAGACAUCAAAGAAUCCUUGGAAUUCAGCAAUCUGCAUAAGAGGCCAAGCUUUGAAGACUCAAAAACUACAAAGUCAUCACUGUUGUUACAAGAAAUAGCCUGCAGAAGUAAGCCUAUAACAAGCCAAUAUCAAGGACCUGAGAGAUUCUUUAUUUUUGAUACAAGUGAAAGACUCAACUUACUUCCUUCUCAUCGUUUAGAAUGCAACAAUUCCAGUACUAGGAAUACACUUGCAGGUCAGAAAUCACAGAGACCUUCAACAGCAAAUUUUCCACUUUCCAACUCUGUUAAAGAAAGUUCCAGUUGCCUUUCAUCCUCUCAUCCUCGAUCAAGAAGUGCAGCUGCUCAAUCAUUAUCUAGAGCUGCUUCUGAAAUUUCAGAAAUUGAAUAUAUUGAUAUCACUGACCAGAAUGAGCUUUCCUUAGAUGACACUACUGAUCAACAUACCUUAGACAGUUUGGAAAAAGAAUUACAAGUGCUGAGAACUCUUGCAGAUACUUCAGAAAAGCUUUACAGCUUAACCUCAGAAGAGUUCCCAGAUUUCAGCAGUCAAUCACUGAAUAUAAGUCAGACUUCCACAGAUUUCCUUAAGACCUCACAUGUGAGGGGUCCCUGUGGAGUUGAGGAAUUGAGCUGUUCCGGAAGAGAUACUGAAAUUCAGUCUUUGCUGUCACUUUCUGAGAGCAGUACAGAUGAGGAGGAGGAAGAUUUUCUCAACAAGCAACAUGUCAUCACACUACCGUGGUCAAAGAGUACUUAAUGAUUAUUUGUACAUUACUUUUUCCAUUUUGUACCCAGAGUAAAGCAAACAACUGAGAAAAGUAACCAAGUGAUUACCUGUCCAAGUGCUGGAGAUUUUGAUUAUUAAUGUCUUUGAUGUUUCAAGGCAACAAACUAAUAAAAAUAAAAUUAUAAGUUCAA